Molecule: messenger RNA, 828 nt
Organism: Drosophila navojoa
Lineage: Eukaryota; Metazoa; Arthropoda; Insecta; Diptera; Drosophilidae
Gene: Boh1
Product: Buddy of Hmr 1
Source: RefSeq, a predicted model, not a curated record
AUGAAUAAAAGUAAAAAGCAAAUAACUAGGAAAACAAUAACGUUUAGAUGGAAAACAAACCCACCUUUUCGCGUACGCGGCGUACAAACAGAUCCGCCACCCACAAAUGAUAUUGGCAUCCAAUGCCAACGAUUCGAUGGGGACGAAGAUUGGUUUGAGUCUCUGCCGACAACCGAAUCGAAUGAAAAUCGGGAUGAGGAAGGAAAAUUUCUGGCGUUUGUUAGCCAGCACACCACCAGGUUUCCCAAUGCUAUGCUCGGGUGCCUCUUGUGUGGAGAAGUGGCUAAAAAUCUGCAAAUGCAUCAGCGACACGUGAGAUUGCAUUAUGGACCGCAAUCGCUGUGCUCCGAUUGUGGUAAAUUCGUCAGCCACGAGGAUUUGCUCGCACAGCACAAGUACAAUUGCAAAGUACAUGUCCAUCCCAGAUCCCGGCCACAGAUGCACAUGCAGUGCCCCCAUUUGCACUGCACUUUUAUGAUCACAUCGAAGACGCAGCUUCGCCAGCAUCUAAGGAAGCACUUGGUCUCCAAGCCAUAUUAUUGCUUGUCGUGUUGUCAGAGGUUUAGCUCUACAACACACUUCCUGGUGCACCGCAUGCAGAGCACCACUUGCCGAUCGGUCAAGCCCUAUUACCUUGCCAAUAACUCGACGAACUUGCGCCACAAAGCGAAGAUCAAUCGCUGCUCCGUUUGCCUGAAACUCUUUAGUAAUGCCUAUCGCUACCUGCAGCACAAACGACGCUGCAUCCAGCAGUAUCAGCGGCGUCUGCGCAUAUUGCUGAGAGAUUCAAAAUUGUAAAUAUAUAAUAUAAAGACUUCAAUAUAGGUA